UCUUGUCCUCAGUUGGUAUUAUUCUUCCUGCCCAUGUUGUUGCUCUUUGUGAGGGUAUUGGUGCAGUCGGAAGAGGCCAAAUGUGCGUAUAUCAUCAUCAUCAUGGCUGUGUACUGGUGCACUGAAGUGAUCCCACUGGCUGUUACCUCCCUCAUGCCUGUGGUAUUUUUCCCUCUGCUUGGAGUUCAGAGCUCUAAAUCAGUGUGCUUGCAGUACCUAAAUGACACAAACAUGCUCUUUGUUGGAGGGCUGAUCGUUGCAAUUUCUGUUGAACAGUGGAAUCUUCACAAAAGGAUUGCGCUGAGGGUCCUGCUGAUUCUUGGGGUGAAACCUGCACUCCUCAUGCUAGGAUUUAUGGUAGUCACUGCCUUCCUGUCCAUGUGGAUAAGUAACACAGCCACCACUGCUAUGAUGGUUCCCAUUGUUCAGGCUGUUCUGGAUCAGAUGGACAACACAGAGUAUGAUGUGACCAUGCUAGAACAAGUAACUGGGCAAACAAAUACAGUGAUUGAGCUGGAGGAAAAGAAUGCAUCAGAUCCCACUUCAGUGCAUGUCAUAAGCAAUGGACAAGUCCCUGAUGACCCCAGAUCUUCUGAGGAAAAGAAAAUGAGGAAGCGUAUAUGUAAGGGAAUGACACUUUGUGUAUGCUAUGCUGCCAGCAUUGGAGGAACUGCAACGCUCACUGGAACAGGACCAAACAUGGUACUGAAAGGCCAGAUGAAUCAGUUAUACCCCAAAAAUAAUGAUGUUGUGAAUUUUGCUUCCUGGUUUGGGUUUGCAUUCCCAAACAUGAUUCUGAUGUUGGUACUUGCUUGGCUUUGGCUACAGUGCUCCUUCAUGGGACUCAACUUUAAAAAAAGCUGGGGCUGUGGGACAGAGAGAACUGCUAAAGAAAAAGCUGCAUACAACGUACUGAAGGCAGAAAUGAAGAAAUUGGGCCCUAUCUCUUACGCUGAAUUCAAUGUCCUCCUGAUGUUUGUUCUGCUGGUUCUCUUGUGGUUUUCCAGACACCCAGGCUUUGUAAAAGGCUGGGCCACCAGGCUCUUCCCAGAAGGAGAAAAGUAUAUCACUGAUUCUGCUCCUGCUGUGUUUAUUGCCUUGCUACUGUUUAUCCUUCCUGCUAAUAAACCCAAAUUCAUAGGCUGGAAUCCAAGCAUGUCUGACCCUGAACAGACUGAAGAAGAUAUAAAAAAGCCAUUUUUAUCAGCCCCGCUGCUAGACUGGAAUGUGGUUCAGAGGAAGAUGCCCUGGAGCAUUGUGCUGCUGCUGGGAGGAGGUUUUGCUUUGGCUGAUGCAAGCGCAAACUCUGGGCUCUCAGCUUGGCUGGGUCAUCAAAUGACUCCACUAGGAUCUAUCCCACCGUGGGCCAUUGCAACAGUACUUUCACUUAUUAUAGCUGUCUUCACUGAAUGCACCAGUAAUGUUGCCACAGCCACCCUCUUCCUACCUGUCUUUUCAUCCAUGGCUGCAUCUGUCAAGAUCCAUCCUUUGUAUGUUAUGCUGCCUGGUACUCUCAGUGCUUCCUUUGCCUUCAUGCUACCUGUCGCAACACCGCCAAAUGCAAUAGUGUUUUCCUAUGGCCACAUCCGUGUUUUGGAUAUGGUUAGAUCUGGAAUAGUGAUGAACAUCAUUGGAGUCUUCUGUGUCACACUGGCCAUCAACACAUGGGGAAGACCUAUGUUUGAGCUGGACACAUUCCCAACCUGGGCAAACAGCACAACUAACCAGUGA
Egretta garzetta (little egret) is the source of this 1731-nucleotide messenger RNA. RefSeq names its product solute carrier family 13 member 5 (gene SLC13A5). The transcript is spliced from 13 exons. Gene Ontology annotation, biological process: monoatomic anion transmembrane transport; citrate transport. The record is from RefSeq and is a predicted model, not a curated record. The coding region runs from base 34 to 1731 and encodes 565 amino acids. Gene Ontology annotation, molecular function: citrate transmembrane transporter activity; succinate transmembrane transporter activity; sodium:dicarboxylate symporter activity. Gene Ontology annotation, cellular component: membrane. NCBI's taxonomy places the organism in Eukaryota, Metazoa, Chordata, Aves, Pelecaniformes, Ardeidae.